Messenger RNA from Seriola dumerili (greater amberjack), 650 nucleotides. RefSeq names its product cAMP-dependent protein kinase inhibitor beta (gene pkib). Gene Ontology annotation, molecular function: cAMP-dependent protein kinase inhibitor activity. NCBI's taxonomy places the organism in Eukaryota, Metazoa, Chordata, Actinopteri, Carangiformes, Carangidae. Gene Ontology annotation, biological process: negative regulation of cAMP-dependent protein kinase activity. The record is from RefSeq and is a predicted model, not a curated record. The coding region runs from base 406 to 630 and encodes 74 amino acids. The transcript has 3 exons. Gene Ontology annotation, cellular component: nucleus; cytoplasm.
AAAAGCUUUCUCGACAGCUUUUACUUUGAAGGCCAGAUCCCCUCUCUUCCUGUAUCCUCCGCGCUGAGUGCGUGCGCCUUGACGCUCCUCCCUGUUGCUGCCCGGGAGCGAGCGCACAGUGAAGCGCUCGGCUGUUCGUGUGCUGUCGCCGCUGUUCAGUCCGCUAUGCCGCGGGUCCAGCGUGUCAGCUGUGAUGAGGCCGUGUAAUGUGUCGCACCGGACGGGCUCCCCGACACGCCGCACUUUCUCCUCUUCGCCCCUGCUGAAGAAGAUGGUGUCUGGCGGCUAGUUCCAACUUCGGACUCCAGUCCUUGGUGGUUUUUUUGUUUUUUUUUGUUUUUUUUUGUUUUUUUUUCUUCCUCCCUCCUCGGCGAAGCGCACUGAAAUCAGUUGAGGGGUCCUGAGAUGACGGAAGUGGAGCCAGUGUUGGACUUUGCCUCCUCCGGACGCUCGGGGAGGCGAAAUGCCCUGCCUGACAUCCUGGGCUCUCCGGCCGGCGUAAACCCUGGAGACCUGCCUCUUAAACUAGCUGAGCUCUCCCUCAAAGAUGGUCCGGGAGGGGCCCAGUCACCCACGGCGGAGGAGCAACCAGCGCCGCCGGAGGGCUCGGAGGGGAAAGAGGGAUCGUAGGGACUCAUUUAUUUACCUCC